Cylas formicarius (sweet potato weevil) is the source of this 6373-nucleotide messenger RNA. RefSeq names its product protein MON2 homolog (gene mon2). The transcript is spliced from 15 exons. The record is from RefSeq and is a predicted model, not a curated record. Bases 290 to 5224 code for a protein of 1644 amino acids. Lineage: Eukaryota; Metazoa; Arthropoda; Insecta; Coleoptera; Brentidae.
UAGGGUUAAUGUUUGACAUAUUCAGCGCUAACUUCAUUUUUGUAUUUAUUGUAUAGUGAAUAAAUAAACGUAAAUUUCUCUCUCUGUAGAUGAUGGGUAUCAAUUAACAAUUUAUCACCCAUUCGAUUAAUAAUUUUAGGUCGUCGAAAUCUUUCAUAACCUAGUGAUAUGGUCAAUUUACGGAUACAAAAACCGCUAACAAAUAGGAAAUUUAGUUAACAAUUUGACAGGUGCCAGCUCACCUUAACUUUUUUUAUCAAUACGUGGUUCCUUUAAAAUUGCUUCAACAAUGUCUUUUGAAAGUGGAGUAAACAAUGCAGAAUUAACAACAACCUUAAUUGACAGUCUUCAAAAUGAUUUGAAAAGCCUUUCAAGUGAAUCAAAAAAGAAAUAUCCGCUGUUGAAAGAGGCUUGUGAAGAGGCAAUUGGAAAAUUAAAAACUGCUUCAUCAGCUCAAGGAAAUGUUUAUGGUUUAGUCAACCAAAUAAUCUUUCCCAUCUCACAAGGUUGUGAAACCAAAGAUGUAAAGAUAAUAAAGCUGUGUGUACAAAUAAUGCAGAAACUGAUCACAAAUCAGUUGAUUGACCAGAAAGGUGCUGUGUACAUAACUAAUACUCUGUGGGAUUUAAUGACGUUGGGCAUUGAAGAAGUGAAAAUUUUGCAGACUGUUAUUUUAUUGCUAACAACAAAUACAGUUGUUCAUGGGGAAACACUCGCCAGAACAUUGGUACUUUGUUUUCGUCUCCAUUUUGCUAAAAAUUCAACCACAAUAAAUACAGCCGGUGCUACAGUUAGACAGCUGGUUUAUUUAGUUUUUGAGAGAGUUGUGGCUGAGGAUGAACAAUUAUCAUUAAGAGCAGAAGAAAAGCCACAUAGAAAUUCAUUUAACUUUGAGGAACUCAAAACAUCCAAGGGUACACCCCCCAAAGGUUUGCCUGCAUGUGCUGGGGAUGCAUAUCUCCUAUUUCAAGAUUUGGUUCAAUUAGUGAGUGGGGAUCAGCCCUACUGGUUAAUUGGCAUGACUGAAAUGACCAGGACUUUUGGACUAGCAUUAAUUGAAUCCAUUCUGACCCAGUUUUCAUCUGUAUUUUACAAAAACCCAGAGUUUAGUUUCCUGUUAAAAGAACGAGUCUGUGCUUUGAUAAUAAAAUUAUUUUCACCAAAUAUUAAAUAUAAGAUGAACAUUCCCAGAAGCAUACAACAGGCAUUUGCUUUUGAAAAACCAUAUUUUCCUAUCAGCAUGAGGCUUCUAAGGGUUGUCUCUGUACUCGUACAGCAAUAUCACAGCCUAUUGGUUACUGAAUGUGAAAUAUUCCUAUCCUUGAUAGUGAAGUUCCUUGAUCCAGAUAAACCAACUUGGCAGAGAGCUUUAGCUUUGGAAGUUUUACACAAAAUGACUGUCCAGCCAGAAUUGUUGGUUUCUUUUUGUCAAUGUUAUGAUCUAAAUAAACAUACAACUAGUAUUUUCCAAGACAUUGUUAACUCAUUAGGUGCUUAUGUUCAAUCACUCUUUAUUAGUCAGCAACUUCAGUUGGGUUCUGGCAUACCAGCGCCUCAAGUUCAGCCUCCAAUAUUUUUGGGAGGAUUUCCAACAGGACCGGGUAUCUCGCCUCAACCUGGAUUUCUUCUAAGAGGUGUCUGGCUGCCCAUUGUUGCAACAUUUCCAACAGGACAGGCAAAACCUACCUACCUGGAAAUGUUGGACAAAGUUGAACCUCCGGUCAUACCUGAUGGAUAUGGGAUUUCGGUAGCCUAUGCAUGUUUAAUGGAAAUUAUAAGAUCACUGCAAAUAACUAUAAGUCCUCAGAAACAACCAGAAGACGCUGAGGAAGCACCAAAAACUAAACCCAAUAGACAACUGAAUUGUCAAUUAAUAAAUUCUAGUUGGUGCGGUUUACUAGCAGCUCUGAGCCCUCUAGUUGAUGCCAGUACUGAUGAAUCAGUAACUGAAAAUGUUUUAAAGGCAAUGCAGACCUAUACUUCACUUUGUGGUUUACUAGAAUUACAUACACCACGGGACGCUUUUAUCACAGCUAUUUGCAAGUCUUCUUUACCGCCCCAUUAUGCAUUGACUGUAUUAAAUACAGUGACUUCUGGUGUGACCCUGAAGCAGCAUGGCCAAAUGGGAGAGGUUCAAAAUAUGUUGCUGCAGUAUGGUGAAUGUGAUUUUCGACAACAGGUUGUUGCAGUUGGAACUCCCCUUCCAACAAUUUCUGUACCGCCUGGUACACAGCAAGGUCCGGUGAUGUUGACUUCAAAAAAUCUGCAGUCAAUGCGAGCGCUGCUAAGUUUAGCUCAUUGUCAUGGAAGCAUUUUGGGGACCUCAUGGCAUAUGGUAUUAACUACCCUGCAACAUUUGGUUUGGAUUUUGGGCUUAAAACCAUCAACAGGUGGAAGUUUAAGAGCGGGAAGGGCAUCAACUGAAACCAAUGCAGUAAUUACAACGACUGUAAUGGCUGACUUGCCCGUUUUAUCGACAAUGUUAAGUCGAUUGUUUGAAUCAAGCCAGUUUUUAGAUGAUGUAGCCCUUCAUCACCUGAUAAAUGCGCUCUGUAAGUUGUCUCAAGAAGCUAUGGAGCUUGCUUUUUCAAAUAGAGAGCCAUCGCUUUUUGCUGUUGCAAAAUUACUAGAGACUGGUAUUGUGAAUAUGUCAAGGGUUGAAGUGCUCUGGAGGCCCCUCACUAAUCAUUUGCUGGAAGUGUGUCAUCAUCCUCAUAUUAGAAUGAGGGAGUGGGGAGUAGAAGCUGUGACCUACCUAGUCAAAGCAGCCCUCCAUUACAAACAUGCAAUCCCCCUAAAAGAAAAUCAUAAGCUGCAAACUCUACUUUUGGGCCCUCUUUAUGAAUUGUCAUCAGUGCCUCAUGGAGAUGUUCGUCAAAGGCAACUGGAGUGUGUGUUAACAAUUUUGCAUACUAAUGGGGAAACACUUUCCCACGGAUGGCCCCUUAUUUUAGGUAUCAUUGGCGCCGUCAAUGAUCAGCACGGGGAAAACUUAAUCCGAAUUGCUUUCCAAUGUCUGCAGUUAGUAAUCACAGACUUUUUGCCAGUGAUGCCAUGGAGAUGUUUGCCACAAUGUGUCGACACUGUUGCCAAAUUUGGUUCGCAAACUCAAGAGCUUAACAUAUCACUCACAUCAGUAGGACUCAUGUGGAAUAUAUCUGAUUACUUCAAUCAGAAUCAAGGGAAAUUAAGCCAGAUGGUUGGGGUUGAUUCCACAGUUCUUCCAGAUUUUCCAGGAACAUUAGACAUGCCUAGUUUUGAUAAGCUCUGGAUGUGUCUAUAUGCCAGAUUAGGUGACUUGUGUGUAGACACUCGCCCUGCUGUCAGAAAGUCAGCAGGUCAAACUUUGUUUUCAACUAUAUCCGCGCACGGCGGUUUGCUAAAGCAGUCAACGUGGCAGGUUGUGAUUUGGCAGGUUUUGUUUCCUCUUUUGGAUCAGGUUAGAAAAUUAUCUGACUCUGCCAGUAGCGAGAAGGUCGAUGCCGGAGGGAACAUUUUAAUACAUCAUUCAAGGAAUACUGCUCAAAAGCAAUGGGCAGAAACGCAAGUGCUUACAUUGUCCGGUGUUGCCAGAGUGUUUAACACUAAGAGACAGUUACUACAGGCCUUAGGAGACUUUCCUAGGGCCUGGUCGAUAUUACUUGAAUUCAUUGAAAACGCCGCGCUGAGUAAAAACAAUGAAGUUAGUAUAGCAGCUUUGAAAUCAUUCCAAGAAAUUUUGUUUGUGAGCAAAAACCAAACCGGCGAUAGUAAACUAAUAGAAGACAAAGAAAUUUGGAAUGUUGCUUGGAGAAUAUGGAUUAAAAUAGGUACAGAAAUAACAGUUCCCAUAAUAGAAAAUGAAAAUAGUUGCAGCGGCGAUGAUUUCUAUCUGCCCAGCCAAACCUUCCUGACAGCUCUGGUGCAAAUAUUUCCCAGCGUCUUUCAACAUAUUAAAAAUAACUUCACCUUGGAGGAUUUGCGUCAUUUAGGGGUAGUAUUGUCAAACGCGGUAAGUGUCCCUGUGUUUGGGGAAACUACGCCAUAUAUUAUAUCUGUUUCGUCGGAUUUGAGCCUUUCCCCAUUGCAUGAUGGGGUGUUACAUGCCAUGGAACUUGUUCAGAAAGAAGUAUUAAGCAAGAACAAUGGUAAAAUGAUUCCUGAAUUAUUCAAAUUGCAUUUAAAAUUCGCCAAAUUCACGUGUUCACCACCGAGUUUUUCAAAACUUGAAAACAAACAUACCAAAGUCUCUGAUUGGGUCACUAUGAAUUAUGUUCCAUUUGGGGAAAAAGCGACAAACAUGGUGGUAAAAUUAUUUGAAAAGACUGCAGACAAUAUAGAAGUAAUUAAUGCCGGCGUCUUGAAAGAUAUAAUUACAACUUUGCAUACGCCUUUAGCUUUAAAAUACAACUGUGUUUCAAGCACGGUUUGGAAAUUGGCGGCUAACAGUUUAGUAGCCAUUUUAAAGAUUGGAUUAAAAGUAGCCAGAUCUCAUGGAAAUCAGUUUUCUUCAAUGUGGAAGGAAUUGGCUGACACUUUGAAUGAUUUCUUAUUCCCUACCAAUUGUAGUCCCGGACCAGGGGAUAAAAGUCUAGAGGAAAUGGUCUCAGAUGAACAAAUUGAUUGCCAAAUUAUUGAGUUACUACGAAAUGAAGUUUUGCCAUUUUCAGAUAGUAUACCCAAGGAAUUUAUAAUGCAGAUUGUAAUUCUUCUUAAUAAAGGAUCUAUACAUUCAGCGACUAACGUAAAGAAUGAUGGAGAUGUUGAACUCACUUUAAGGGAAGAUUUUGCCAAAAUAUGUUUUGAAACAUUAUUGCAGUUCUCUUUGAUAGAUGGGGAUUAUAAAAACUUAGUAUCUAAUAGUGAUGAUAAAACCAAUGGACUUGCCGGGCAGCUUGCUGUCACAUCAUUACUCCAUCGAUUUGAAGAAGUUCUCAAGAAAUAUAUAGAGGACGAAAAAUUGAGUGGAAAGUGCCCUUUACCAAGGUAUCGUCUUUCCGAAAUUUCGUUUGUUCUGAAAGCAUUAACAACCCUAAUUGUGUCUAUGAAAAAAGUUACUUCAGUUAAAGAAGACAAUAAAGCUUGGGAACAUUUAAUUUGCUUAUACCCGUAUUUAGUCGAAUGUACGACUACUACGUCUACUCAAGUAUCCAGACCCUUGAGGGAAACACUUUUACAAUUCUGUGAUUUACUUCAACCCCCUCAUAAUCGGAAUAAUAAUAAUAUUAAAAAUUCGGUGAUUUAAUCAUUUCUGUUAUGUAUUUGUAUUGUGUUGGUUCUAAUAAGGAAGGGACCUCAGUUUUGUAGUGUUUGCUGAAAUCAAUAAGCGCGGGAUUUAGCUCGAGUUGGAAAUGUUAUAUUCAUUUAUGAAUUCUAAAUGAAUGUAUUAUUUUACUAUAUCUUAUGGUGUCUUUUAUAUAGCAGAGCAGGGGGUGAACUAAUUACAGAUUAUUGUGGUUAAUAACAAGAAAAUAUUUUGUGUCAUCUGUCACCUUUAUUUGCAUGUAGGUGAACUUUUACUGUUUGUAAAGUACACCCUCUACUUUAUAAUAGUUGUGUAUAUUGUAGUAUUUUAAUGUUCAUAUCGUGAAACUCAAUACAUAAAAAUGGAAAAGUCGCUUCUAUAUUUUAAAUUGGUUAAAAACUAGAUGACUCAGUCAGUUUGGUAGAGGCCUUCCUUGAGAUCAUCGACUGCAAGUGUAUAGUGCAUAAGAUUCUGAUUAUUUAAGAAUUACCUUUAUUUAUAUAUACAUAUAUCCAUAUAUUUUUUAAUUACCUCCUACGGCUAUAAUAACUCGUAUAUUACCCGUACAGUAUUUCCGUGUUGUAUCCUAUACAGAUUUAACGUUUCUGCAAAAUAAAACAUGAUUAUUUCUGUACAGAUUGGAAACGAAACAAAAAAAUGAGAUAAUUUUGUUGUUUCAAUCUAAUUAGACUUUUUAAACAGGGUGUUCAAAUUUUUUAAUGUUUUUUGAUAAAAUUCAACAAACUUAUUAGGUUUUCCGUAUCUGGAACGUUGAAAAUUAUACUUUCGUCCUAAACAGCAGAAUGUUUGGUAUUAUCUACUUACUCCUCUUAAUCUGUAUGCCAUAAAAAAAUCUACAAAUAUGCAGAGCGCACUGAUAGAUGAAGAAGUACAAGAUAUAUAAAGAUAUAUAAUUAUAAUCUACCUAUUAAUAAUUAUUAUAAGGGGUGUUCUGAAGUAAUCAGAAUUUUAUUUGAGUGAGUAUCCAGUAGUAAGUCUCACCUUACAUUCAAAAUACUUUUAUUUAUGUAAAAUUUUGGCUGAAAUUGUGAUUUAACUAGUUUAGCUUUGUUUUUGUUAAUGUAUAAACUUUAUCAAGUUAUUUGUAAACUUCAGUUUCUAUUAAUUCAUGUAGAAACAUGGAAAUAU